AAAUCCAUGCCAUUGCUUCACAUUCUUAGCUUCAUCUUGCUUCUCUGCUGUAUUUCAUCCGAUCUUCAAGAAGAUAUAUAACCAUGCCUGCUACGACCAACGGUCAAGCCGCUUUGACGAACGGCGACGUCCACCUCACUUCGGCCGACGUGAUCCACCUAGAGCAUGAGCAUGGCGCACACAACUAUCAUCCAUUGCCUGUCGUCUUUGAGCGUGGCCAGGGUGCCAAAGUAUGGGAUCCCGAGGGCAAGGAAUACAUCGACAUGCUGGCCGCAUACUCUGCGGUCAACCAAGGUCACUGUCAUCCCGCCAUCGUUCAGACGCUCGUCACGCAAGCCCAGAAGCUCACGCUCUCCUCGCGCGCCUUCUACAACUCGCUUUUCGGAGUUUUCGCCAAGACGGUCACGGAGAUGUUCGGAUACGACAUGGUACUGCCCAUGAACACGGGCGCGGAGGCGGUAGAGACCGGCCUCAAGCUCGCGCGCAAGUGGGCGUACGAGAAGAAGGGCGUUCCGGAGGGCAAGGCGAUCAUCCUCAGCGCCGCGGGCAACUUCCACGGGAGAACACUUGGUGUUAUCAGCAUGUCUACGGACCCCGAGUCUCGCGGCGGGUUCGGGCCGUAUCUCGCCAACGUAGGCCCGUCAUAUUCGGAUGCGGAGGGUCGCCCUCACACGAUCCGCUACGGUGUCCUUGAGGAUCUCGAGCAAGCGCUGGCUGUCCACGGCAAGCAUGUCGCUGCGUUUCUCGUAGAACCCAUUCAAGGCGAAGCAGGAAUCGUCGUGCCACCGGAAGGUUACCUGGCCAAGGCGCAUGAUCUGUGCAAGAAGCACAACGUACUGCUCAUCUGCGACGAAAUCCAAACGGGAUUGUGCAGAACGGGUAAGAUGCUCGCCUGCGAGUGGGAGAACGUUCGUCCGGACAUCAUCCUUCUCGGUAAAGCGCUCUCAGGCGGAGUCUACCCCGUGUCCGCAGUGCUCGCGGACAAGGAUAUCAUGCUGUGCAUCAAGCCCGGCGAGCACGGAAGUACCUACGGCGGCAACCCGCUGGGCUGUGCGGUGGCGAUGACCGCGCUCCGGGUGCUCGUCGACGAGGACCUCGCUGCGCGCGCGCAGCGGCUGGGCGAGCUUUUCCGAUCGGAGGUGCGCAAGAUCGCAUCGCCGCUCGUGAAGGAGGUCCGGGGCCGGGGUCUGUUCAACGCGCUCGUGAUUGACGAGGAGAAGAGCGUCAAGGGGCGCACGGCGUGGCAGUUCUGUCUGCUGCUCAAGAGCCGUGGUGUGCUUGCCAAGCCGACGCAUGUGAACAUUAUCCGGUUCUCGCCCCCGCUGGUCAUCUCCGAGGAGGACUUGCUGAAGGCGGUGAAGAUUAUCGGCGAGUGCCUCGUCGAUUUGGACAGGCUGGACGAGAUCCCGGGCGAGGUCGAGAGCGAGAAGGGUUUCAAGGAUAUCAUUGAGAAUUGAGUAAGGGCCGUGCGCGACGGGAAUUGGAUGGAGGGGGAUCCAUGGUGGGAGGGACGAACUACUGCUCAGCGGUCGAAAGCCGACCGAAUCGGCGUGGCCUCCAACACGGAUUGACGUGCCUACAAAUUCAACAACCUCAAUGUAUAGCAUGUACAUGCAUGCGUCCAACGGAUAUUGUUGUAGCAAUUUCCAUGCUUUUGUCGGCUCCCGUAGCAAGGUCCU
Messenger RNA from Punctularia strigosozonata HHB-11173 SS5, 1679 nucleotides. Its product is annotated as ornithine aminotransferase. Gene Ontology annotation, molecular function: L-ornithine transaminase activity; identical protein binding; pyridoxal phosphate binding. Lineage: Eukaryota; Fungi; Basidiomycota; Agaricomycetes; Corticiales; Punctulariaceae. Gene Ontology annotation, cellular component: cytoplasm. The record is from RefSeq and is a predicted model, not a curated record. The transcript has 10 exons. Bases 84 to 1457 code for a protein of 457 amino acids.